CAGGCAAGGCUCAGUACGCCCUGCUGCUCUCUUGUGUUUCCCCAGCGGCCUCCCCAGGAGCCCUGUGGCCAUGACACAGCUGCUCCUGCUCAUUGUGGUGCUCCUGGUCCUGGGUCACGUGCCACCAGGGAGAAGCGAAUUCAAACGGUGCUGGCAGGGCCAAGGGGCCUGCCGAAUUUACUGCACCAAGCAAGAGUCCUUCAUGCACCUGUGUCCGGAUGCCUCCUUGUGCUGUCUCCCCUACACACUGAAGCCUCCACUGCUCCCCAAGGUGACCGAUAAGUAGCUGGCUCUGGCGUGGACACCUCGCUCUGCAAUAAAACACAUGC
This is a messenger RNA of Oryctolagus cuniculus (rabbit), 329 nucleotides long. RefSeq names its product defensin beta 124 (gene DEFB124). Gene Ontology annotation, cellular component: extracellular region. The record is from RefSeq and is a predicted model, not a curated record. Gene Ontology annotation, biological process: innate immune response; canonical NF-kappaB signal transduction; positive regulation of chemokine (C-C motif) ligand 5 production. Lineage: Eukaryota; Metazoa; Chordata; Mammalia; Lagomorpha; Leporidae.